This is a messenger RNA of Salvia hispanica, 3308 nucleotides long. NCBI's taxonomy places the organism in Eukaryota, Viridiplantae, Streptophyta, Magnoliopsida, Lamiales, Lamiaceae. The record is from RefSeq and is a predicted model, not a curated record.
UUGGAUUACGCUAAAACCGAAGAAGCCAAAGUUUGAGAGGCCAAGAAGAAGAGAGCUUCGUACUUGUACAUGACUUCUUCAUUUCGAUUUUUGGGAAUUUACAGUUGAGGAUGAGCAAUAAUCGGUGGAACUGGGAAGUGGCGGGUUUCGAGCCCAAGAAAUCCGUGGAGCAGAGCCAGAGAGAUGAUUACCGGAGGGUGCCUCGCCGCUACUCGACCUCGAUAUCGUCGCAGUCCGACCUCGCCAACCAAGUCGUCAUCUCCAAGCUCCUACGCUUGAACGACAAACUCAAGGUCACUAUUCUGAAUCUUGUGUCUGUUGGUUAUAUUCUUAUUGAUGUCCAGCACACUGUCUUGCAUACGGACGAUCAUCUCAAAAUGAUAUAUAUCAGUUCUGAUCAGGCUGCCCUUGAAACAGAAGCUAGAAUCUUUCCACUGCUAUCUGAGAAGAAAAAGCUGUUUAAUGACUUAUUGACAGCCAAAGGAAAUGUAAAGGUGUUUUGUCGAGUAAGACCUCUCUUCGAGGAGGAAGGCCCAGAUAUCGUAGAAUUUCCUGAUGAUAAUACCCUUCGGAUAAACACUGAAGAUGAAAGUCUCUCCAAUCCAAAGAAGGAUUUUGAGUUUGACAGGGUCUAUGGGCCUCAUGUUGGACAAGCCGAUCUCUUUGCUGAUAUUCAGCCCUUUGUUCAGUCAGCAUUUGAUGGAUUUAAUGUUUCUCUAUUUUCGUAUGGGCAGACCUCAUCAGGAAAGACACAUACUAUGGAAGGAUCUAGUCAUGAUCGUGGUCUGUAUGCUCGGUCUUUUGAGGAGCUCUUUGAUUUAUCCAACUCAGAUGCAACUUCUACUUCUCGAUAUAGUUUUUCAGUUUCAGUCUUUGAGCUUUACAAUGAACAGAUAACAGAUUUGCUUCUGGAAUGUGGAAGUACUCAACCAAAGGUCUAUGUUGGGUCACUGAAUUAUGUUUUAGAACUUGUCCAGGAAAAAGUUGAGAAUCCUUUAGAGUUCAACAGGAUUCUCAAAACAGCUUUUCAGAACCGAGGAACUGACACCUUGAAGUUUAAAGUUUCUCAUCUGAUUGUGUUUAUACACAUAUACCAUAAAAACUUGAUCACAGGUGAAAACACAUACAGCAAGCUUUCCCUAGUUGAUUUGGCUGGAAGUGAAAGUACGGGUGUAGAGGAUGAAACUGGGGAACGUGCAACGGAAUUGCUGCAUGUCUUAAAAUCCCUCUCAGCAUUGGGUGAUGUUUUGGCAUCCUUAACUUCAAUGAAGGAUGAUAUUCCAUAUGAGAACUCAAUGCUGACAAAAGUUCUUGCAGAUUCACUAGGUGGAAGCUCAAUAACAUUGAUGAUUGUUAACAUCUGCCCUAAUGUACCCAACAUGUCUGAGACACUAUCUUCGCUUAAUUUUUCUUCUAGGGCCCGAAAUGCUAUGUUAAGCCUUGGUAAUCGAGAUACAAUCAAGAACUGGAAAGAUAUUGCCAAUGAUGCACGUAAAGAAUUGCUCGAAAAGGAAAAGGAAGCCAGUGAAUUGAAGCUGGAAAGCAUGGGCCUAAAACAAGAUUUGAAGCUUGCAAAUGACCAGUGUGUUCUGCUCUUCAAUGAAGUUCAGAAAGCUUGGAAAGUUUCUUUCACAUUGCAGUCAGAUUUGAAGACAGAGAAUAUUAUGCUUGCGGAUAAGUUUAAGGUAGAAAAGGAUCAGAACCUGCAACUAAGGAACCAAGUAACUCAGUUUUUACAAGUGGAGCAAGAACAGAAAUUGCAGAUUGAAGAAAAGGAAUCAGCAAUUCAAAUGUUGCAGGCCAAACUGAAGAAUGUUGAGUCACAAUUGAACGAGGCUCGUGAAACUAGGACAACAAAUGGCUCUAUAUCGCAAGCUGAAGAGAAUUCAAGCAGCAAAGACACAGGGGACGACAUGGAUUCUGCUGCUGUUACUAAGAGACUUGAAGAUGAACUGAAGAAACGGGAUGCACUCAUUGAGGUUUUUGGUUUCAUUAUUUGGCAGAGGUUGCAUGAAGAGAAUGAGAAGUUGUUUGAGAGACUAACAGAAAAAGCUUCUUCAGCUGGACCUCCACAGGUAUCAAGCCCAUCUUCCAAGGCACCACUUAGUCAGUCUCGUGACUUGCAAAGGAACGAAAACGCCAACGCCAAAGGACACGCUGGUGAUGGUGUUUCACCUUUGGCUUCUGAAAAGACUGAGAGAGCUAUUACAUUGGUUAAGACUGGUACUGACAUUGUCAAAACUACACCAGCUGGCGAAUAUCUUACUUCUGCUCUAAAUGAUUUUGAUCCUGAGCAAUAUGACAGCCUCGCUGCAAUCUCAGAUGGGGCUAACAAGCUCUUGAUGCUGGUACUGGCUGCAGUCAUUAAGGCAGGAGCUUCUAGAGAGCAUGAAAUCCUUGCUGAAAUAAGAGAUGCUGUUUUUGCUUUUAUUCGUAAAAUGGAGCCCAGAAGAGUGAUGGAUACCAUGCUCCAUAAGGAUAUUGCUGGUACUUUGGCGACUGAAGCAGCGGAAGACUCUGCUCAAGUAGCUAAGCUACGUUCAGCUCUUGAAUCUGUUGAUCACAAGAGAAGAAAGAUUUUACAACAAAUGAAAAACGACGCGGAGAUGUUAAGUUUAGAAAGUGGCGCUGCACCUAUUCGGAAUCCUUCCACUGCUGCUGAAGAUGCAAGGCUAGCGUCGUUAAUCUCCCUCGACAGCAUACUGAAGCAAGUCAAGGAUAUAAUGAGGCAAGCUUCUGUCAAUGCACUGAGUAAGAGCAAGAAGCGAUCAAUGCUCGUCUCUCUAGACGAACUUUCCGAACAGAUGCCUUCUUUACUUGACAUUGACCAUCCGUGCGCUCAAAGCCAUAUUUCAGAAGCUCGGGAUGCUGUAGAGUCGACUGCAGAAGAAGAUAAGCUUCUGGAGGCACCACCUCCCGGCACCAAAUUUUCCGCAGACGCGACGCUCAGUUCUGAAACCGACGUGGCACAGUGGAACGUGCUGCAGUUCAACACGGGCUCCACGACUCCCUUCAUAAUCAAAUGUGGAGCCAACUCCAAGUCGGAGCUGGUCGUGAAGGCAGAUGCGCGGGUGCAGGAACCCAAGGGUGGGGAGAUUGUGCGAGUUGUUCCAAGACCGACUGUCCUGGAGCAUAUGAGCCUGGAGGAGAUGAAGGACGUGUUUGCGCAGCUCCCGGAGGCUCUGAGCCUGCUUGCUCUUGCUAGAACGGGAGAUGGAACCAGAGCUCGAUAUUCCAGACUGUACAGAACUCUGGCCAUGAAGGUUCCUGCACUAAGGGACCUAGUUGGUGAAUCAUAUCUAACGUAA